Oncorhynchus gorbuscha (pink salmon) is the source of this 6678-nucleotide messenger RNA. RefSeq lists its product as uncharacterized. The record is from RefSeq and is a predicted model, not a curated record. Bases 2023 to 6678 code for a protein of 1551 amino acids. Lineage: Eukaryota; Metazoa; Chordata; Actinopteri; Salmoniformes; Salmonidae. The transcript has 2 exons.
UGCUCAGUUUGGCCAGGCAGCCAGCUCUAGGAAGAGUCUUGGUGGUUCCAAACCUCUUCAUUUUAAGGAUGAUGGAGAUCACUGUGUUCUUGGGGGAACUUCAAUGCUGCAGACAUUUUAUUUAGUACCCUUCAGAUCUGUGCCUUGCACAAUCUAGUCUCGGAGCUUUACGAACAAUUCCUUCAACCUCAUGGCUUGGUUUUGCUCUGACAUGCACUGUCAGCUGUGGGACCUUUUUAUAUAGAUAGGUGUGUGUACCUUUUCCAAAUCCUGUCCAAUCAAUUGAAUUUACCACAAGUGGAAACAGGAUGCACCUGAGCUCAAUUUAGUCUCAUAGCAAAGGGUCUGAAAUAGUUGUGUAAAUGUAAUUCUGUCAUUUUUUUAAACAUUUUCAGACAUUUCGUAACAUGUUUUUGCUUUGUCAUUAUGUGGUAUUGUGUGUAGCUGGAUGAGGAGCAAAAAUGUAUUUAAUCCAUUUUAGAAUACGGCUGUAACGUAACCAAUGUCUAAAGGGAAGGCGUUUGAAUACUUUCCCAAUGCACUGGAUAUACCUUAAUAUUUAAAUUGUAAGUUUUAACUUGCAAUCCCUUUAACGAAGUCAUAGUUAAGUAAGGUUGAGAAACAAUGCCCACUGCUAAUUCAGUCGUGUAUAUUUUAUUUUUUGUGUGUGUGUGUGUAUAUAGCACGCUCCAUUUGGUAUUUCCUUUUAGUUAGGAACAUGUUUCACACAUCCAGGAUUGACUAUAAACAUGAUGCCAGUUAACAUGAAGGAUAAUGGGCCCAAAUAUAUGUUUAAGGUGCAUUCAGCCUUCAAAAGUAUUCAAAAUGGAUUAAAUAGUUUUGUUCUCACCCAUCUAUACACAAUAUCCCAUAAUGACAUGUUUUUACAACUUUAUGAAAUGCAGCAAUAUGCCAUUUAAAUAAAUAUUCACACCCCUGAGUCAGUAUAGUAUGUGUUAGAAUCACCUUUGGCAGCAAUUACAGCUGUGAGUCUUUCUGGGUAAGUCUAAGAGCUUUGGACACCUGGAUUGUACAAUAUUUGCACAUUUAUCUAUUUUAAGUUAUUCAAACUCCGUCAAGUUGGUUGUUGAUCAUUGAUAGCCAUUUUCAAGUUUUGCUGUAGAUUCUAAAGCAAAUUUAAGUAAACUGACUAGGCCACUCAAGAACAUUGUUGUCUUGAUAAGAAACUACAGUGUAUAUUUGGCCUUUGUGUUUUAGGUUCUUGUCCUGCUGAAAGUUGAAUUUGUCUUUUGGAAAGCAGACUGAACCAGGUUUCCUCCUAUUCCAUUUAUUUUUAAACGAAAAAAAAAAUGCAGUCCUUGCCGAUGAUGGGCAUACCCAUAACAUGAUUCAGCCACCACCAUGCUUAAAAUUUGAAGUGGUACUCUGAUGUGUUGUUGGAUAUUCCCCAAACAUAACUUUAUGUCCUGAAUACAAAGCAUUAAGUUCUUUGACACAUGUUUGGCACUUUUACUUUAGUGUGUUAUUGUGAACAAGAUGCAUGUUUGGUGUGUAGUGUCAUUGUGUGUAGGCCAGUGACUCAUCUACAUUUGAAUACAUUUCAAAUUCAAGCUGUAACACAAUACAUGGAAAAAGUAAAGGGGUGUGAAGGCACUGUACAUCACAAUAUUGGCUGCACAAACCCAGGUAGCAAGUUAUGUUGGUAAAGAUUUUUUAUUGUUGAGUUUUACCUUCCGUAUAUCAUAUUUACAGUGAAGUUCUCAUGACCAGAGAUGUCUCAAAGCUGUAAGUUAAGCAUUUUCCGGGAAGGAUAAUUUUUGCUCAGUUUGUUUCAACAUAGGGGUUGGUGUUAAUUACACAGGAAGUCUUUGGUCACACAGGAAGUCUUUGGUCACGGUUGCAGAAAUAGGAAAAUGUUUUAGAAGAAUGAAACAUGACAUGCUAUACUUCUAGCCAGCACUUGACAUCAUACGGUGUAUUGGGAGGAGGUAAAUGAUUUCCUGAACAUUUUACAUGAAAGUUUGCCACAAGUGGACUCUGGAGGAGGGACUUUGAAGAACCAUGUCUGGCAAGAAGUCAAGAAAAGUGAGAAUGGGAUCAUCACGUCAACCACGUCAGAAUCAAGAUGAACAUGAGACCAACAAAGAUGAUGAUGGGUCCCAAAUGUUGUCAAAGGAAAGGAAAGUAGUUGAAGUUGGGGCUGAUUCAGUUUCAGUGAUGCUCCAAACGGACCGUGUCUCAUCAGAUAACUUAUCAACAAUAACACAACAACACACAGAAAGAAAUAAUCCACCAUUAAAUUACGUCACAGAGUCACAUCUGUCUCAACCUGUAAACCCAUAUCUUCUAAAAUCACUUGACACUGCAGGGAAGAGAAGGAAAAUGGGGUCUACUCGUCAGAAUAAAAGAAUGCCAGAGGAGACAGACUUUGGGGUGAUACAAGACACCAAAACUGGAGACACAGAACAAUCACUAGAACUUCAGGCAUCCAUUGCAGUUGUGGAAUCUGAGUCCCACAGCAAAGGAGAAGAGUGCCUGGGUCCUAAAGAAAGUGAAAGGAACACUGAGAGCAGAAGUCAAAGUGAGUUUCUUUUGUUUGCUUCUAACACACUCAACCAACCGGAUGACAGAUGGAAAGAGGAAGUUGGUGAGGAUACUGAACCUAGAACUAAAACUGUGGUUAGUUAUGGCAGUGAAAUGCUUCAAGAUACUCUUGGAACCGAAUCACUCUUGCAUCUGCCCCUAGACCUUGCGUUGCAUGUUGUUCAUGGACUCGCUGCUGAACCCAUAACAGAGGAGUUGAAGAAAGAGGAAGAGAGGAGGCAGGAAAGUGAGCAUGCCGAGGUGGAGUCCCCCACAUUUCUCAGCUCUAGACAGUCAUUAGAUCAAUCCCUUGAGUCAGACACUUUAACCAACACAGAAGAGUUUGAGUCAGUCAAUAGCACAAUAAUCCUCCAAAGAGGAGAAGGUGAAGAGAAACUUGAACCUGUUGUAAAUGAGUCAGAAUUGCAAGAUGAUAUUAACUCUACUGGUCCAGGCAAUCAGGAAACGUUGCACCAAAGAGAUGAAGAUGAGAACUUUGUUGAUCUGAUAGUUGAGGAAAAUAUAGUACUGGCAAAUAUAACUCAUUUUAGACAACCAGACCAUGUAGAAAGCUUUGAACCUGAACAAAGUGAGGAUAUGACCUGCUUUUUACAAUCAACCCCCUCAGACAGCUCUUUGGGUCAUGACAAAAGUGCUCAAUCAGAGUCCAGGAGAAGAAAGAUGGGUUCAACUCGCAGGAAUCAUAGAGGUAAACAUGAGGAGGAAGAACAUGGAGAGAGUAAGAUGCAUGGAUAUCGUUACCUUUAUGAUGAGGGAGAAGAGGUCAUAUUGGGAAAAGAAGAAAUGCUUGGCAUCGAAGAGACUGCGUUUGAAAUAUCUAUGGAGCCUAAAGGUAGCGCCAGUGUAGACGAGAAAGAAGGAGAGCAGAUGGAGAAUUUCCAAAAAGAGGAAGACACAGAAAACAUAGGAGAGACAGGAAGGGGGUUGGAAAGGGACAUGGGAACAGUGGAAGGAUCUGGUGUUGAAACAUCGGAAGAGUCUCUGUUGUUAUUGGAACCGGAGCAUGGAGCAGAUGAGGAGAAGAAAGGAAUGGAAGAAGAAAGUCUGAUUGAACCCACCCCUUUUGAUCAAUACAUCGAUUCAUUUGGUAUUGCAGAUCAAUUAUAUAACCAAGAGAAAGGCAACAGAUUCAUUGUAGACUCUGUCAAUACAGAAACUGAGAGCAACAAUGAAGCAAGCAUGGCCCACAUUGUUGACCCAAUAGAGCCCUUCAGUGCUGGACUGGACCAAUCAGGAGUCACUUUACUCAGGGAGGAAGAAGUUAGUGAUUUCACACUGAUUGUGAAUAAUUCUGAAGUGAUCAAGUGCAGCCAAAUAGCAUAUGAUUGUGCUCUUACACUAGAGUCAGAUGACACUUUCAGCACUGAUCCCAAAAUCUCUCCUAGUCAACUCAUCCAAACUCCAUGUAUGGAAAUCACUAACCCUUUUCUCAAACCAUUAUUACCGCAUAGUAUUCAGGGGAAUGUGGAGGAUGCAAACACUGACCCCAAUACCACAGGGGGACUGGACACAUCAGAGGUCAUGUUACUCAGCGAGGAGGAAAUGAGUGACCAUGUGCCGCUUGUAAAUGAAGUGAGUGUCAGUAGCCAAAUGACAUAUGAUGAUAGAACUCUCACAACAGAGCCCUGCCAAACAGAUGAGGCUUUGAGCACUGAUCCCAAUAUCUCUGCUCGUCAACUCAACCAAACUCCAUACUCGGAUGAAAGCCAUAACUCUUUUCCCAAUUCACUCUUACUGCAGAGUGUUCAGGACCAAGGUGAUAACGCAGCAAACAUCAACUCCAAUCAGAGUCCUUCUCCGAGCAGGAGGAGAAAGAUGGGGUCGACUCGUAGGCAUCCUAGAAGUGUACAAAGAGAAGAGGAGGACACAGAGGAGAAACAAGAAGUGGAAAUAGAAAGCACAGAGAUAAAAGACAAGAGAGAAAACAUGGAUGCAAUGGAACGUUCUUGCAUGGAGUUUGAAAUGUUGAUGGAAUCUAAGGAUGGAGCUGGUAAUGAGAAGAAUGAAGGAGAAGAGAGAAAUGCGGAGACUGUCCUGACUGACCUCAGCUGUUCAUUCAGUACUUCAAAUCAAGAGGGAAGAAACAUAGAGACUGACAAUAUAGAAAGUGAGAGCCAAUCAAUUAUAAAGGAUUCAAUGGCAACAAAACUCUUGCUUCUACGUGAAGUAGAGUUGACUCAGAUUAGUCAAAUUCUUCACAACACUUACCCUGAUGUUCCUACUAUAGAGUCAUAUGACUCCGACCUGACCGAUGACACACUGAACUCAAAUCCUGCCAUCACUGGUUUGCAACACAAAGGAACAUCAUUGGAGGAAACACUUGAUGAAUCAAGAGGAAACACUGACUACCCUCCAGAUCCACGCUCACUGCAGAGUUCUCUUGUUCCAGAGGAAACAGCAGAGGUAGAAUCCUACACUCCAGGGAGGAAAAGAAAGAUCGGUUCCACUCGCAGCAAGUCUCAUCCAGGUAGAAAAGGAGAGGAGAGAAGAGAGCAGGGGCAGGAGGAGGAGAAAGGAGAAGACACAGAUGUUAUAGGAGAGGUGGGAGAUGUCAUUACAACAGCAGAAAUGGAUUCUAGCAUAGAAAUGACUGAUCUUGUAGAGCUUGAGGAACUUCUAGAAAAAGUGACAGAGGAGCAGGCGAUGGGAGACCCAGCGAUCAUAGUAGUGGAGGGAGAGGUCAACAUAGUAGUAGAAGGAGAAUCUGGCAUCGAAAGGUCUGAGCUUGUAGAACAUACAGAAAAAGUUAGAGAGGCGGAGGAGAUAGAAGUAGAAGUGAAAAUAGUCGCAGAGAGCGAGAGCCACCAAACUCCCUCUGACACAGCAGCUCUUACAGUAGAGGCCCAAGAGUCAUGUGACAUGGUUUGUAUAGAGCCAUAUAUAACAUCACAAUACCUGGUAGACAAUAAUCCCUCAUUAAAUAACCUCACAGAAAUAAAUCUGUCUCAAACUGAAAACCCAUAUCUGCUAGAAUCACCUGACACUGCAAAGAAGAGAAGGAAGAGGGUUUCUACUCGUCGGAAUAAAGGUAAACAAGCAGAGACAGACUUUGGGGAGAAACAAGACGCCAAAACUGGAGACACAGAAAAAUCCCUACAACUUCAGGCAUCCAUUGCAGUUAUGGAAUCCUGGUCCUACAGCAACACAGAAGAGCUACUGGGUCCAAAGGAAAGUGAAACGGACACUGAGUGUCUUUUGUUUGCUUCUAACACACUCGACAAACCGGAUGGCAGAUGGAAAGAGGAAGUUGGUGAGGAUAUAGAACCUAGCAGUGAAGCUGUAGUUAGUUAUAGCAGUGAAUUGCUUCAAGAUACUCUUGGAACUGAAUCACUCUUGCAUCUGCCCCUAGACCUUGCAUUGCAAGUUGUUCAUCGAUUCGCUGCUGAACCCACAACAGAGUUGAAGAAAGAGGAAGAGAGGAGGCAGGAAAGUGAGCAUGCCGAGGUGGAGUCCCCCACAUUUCUCAGCUCUAGACAGUCAUUAGAUCAAUCCCUUGAGUCAGACACUUUAACCAACACAGAAGAGUUUGAGUCAUUCAAUAACACAAUAAUCCUCCAAAGUGGAGAAGGUGAAGAGAAACUUGAACCUGUUGUAAAUGAGUCAGAAUUGCAAGAUGAUAUGAACUCUACUGGUCCAGGCAAUCAGGAAACGUUGCACCAAAGAGAUGAAGAUGAUGACUUUGUUGAUCUGAUAGUUGAGGAAAACAUAGUAAUGGCAAAUAUAACUCAUUUUAGACAACCAGACCAUGUAGAAAGCUUUGAACCUGAACAAAGUGAGGAUAUGACCUGCUUUUUACAAUCAACCCCCUCAGACAGCUCUUUGGGUCAUGACAAAAGUGCUCAAUCAGAAUCCAGGAGAAGAAAGAUGGGUUCAACUCGCAGGAAUCAUAGAGGUAAACAUGAGGAGGAAGAACAUGGAGAGAGUAAGAUGCAUGGAUAUCGUUACCUUUAUGAUGAGGGAGAAGAGGUCAUAUUGGGAAAAGAAGAAAUGCUUGGCAUCGAAGAGACUGAGUUUGAAAUAUCUAUGGAGCCUAAAGAUAGCGCCAGUGUAGACGAGAAAGAAGGAGAGCAGAUGGAGAAUUUCCAAACAGAGAGGAAGACACAGCAAACAUAG